UCCCUCGUAAAAUACUUUUUCCCACUGCUAUUAAUAUUUAGUCCUUUAAUGUAACAGUUCUCAAUUUUUUCACACAAAUUAUCACCUAAAAAAUACAUAGCGAAAGUGCCACCAUAAAAACAUGGACGUAUUAAAUGCUGUGCAUUUGAGUUUUAUUUAAUUCAGUUAUUCUUUCACAUACCACUAGAGAGAGCCCGCACUUAACACUUGUAGAAUACACGCAAAACUGGUAUUUUCCAGAAUAUGGGACUUUAUUUCAAGGUUUUAAUUUUAAUUUUGGGGAAGGGAGCAACUCGAAGUCAAUCAAAUUACGACAGCUAAUCCUUCUUCUGGCAACAAAUGGGGGGAGAAUGAUCACAAUCUUGGCAAAUGAGGCCAGUCCCAUCGGAGGAGAGAGAAAAGGGGAGAGAGAGAGAGAGAGAGAGAGAGAGAGAGGAGAGAGAGAGAGAAAGGGGAAGGAAUAAUGGUGAAGUGGGACAGUUGGUGGUGGGUCUGGGCAGUCUCACUCCUCAACGUGGACACUGAGCGCCAUGCAGGACCCCAUUCCCUCUGAUUUUUCCACCUGAUGCAGGUCCAAAAACAUGAAUGAUGACUCUUCUCAGAAAAAUCAAUCAGGUCCUCGUGGUGGUGCUGGUGCUGAUGCUGUACCUGCUCUUGUACAGCUCGCUACUCAGAGCUUCCAGCCAACAUCACAUUUCAGGUCCCGUGAAGAAACUCGGUGGUACCGCGGCGAGGGAGACGGCUCACGUCAUCCCUGUCGUCAUCUGCGCAUCAGAGGAGCGCAUGGGCGCAACCAUGGCGACCAUCAACAGCAUCCGGAGCAACACACGCGCGAACGUGCUCUUCUAUAUUGUCACGCUACGGGAUGCCGUCCCAUUGACCAGACGUUACAUAGAGGAAACCAAACUAAAAGGCAUCAAAUACAAGAUCUUGGAGUUUAAUCCGAUGGUUCUGAAGGGGAAAGUGAAGCCGGACUCCUCCAGACCGGAUCUAUUACAUCCCCUCAACUUUGUGCGUUUUUACCUGCCGUUGCUUGAGAUGAAUCACGAGAGGGUCAUAUACUUAGACGAUGAUGUCAUUGUACAGGGUGACAUUCAGGAUCUGUUCAAAAUCAAAUUAAAGCCGCAACACGCCGCUGCUUUCGCCACCGACUGUGACCUACCGUCUACUCACGAGAUGGUCCGCAGUGUUGGCAUGCAGACAACCUACAUGGGCUUCCUGGACUACAGAAAGCAAGAAGUGAAAGCCCUCGGCAUCAAUCCCAACGACUGCUCCUUCAACCCCGGAGUGUUUGUGGCAGAUUUACGCGAGUGGAAAAAGCAGAAGAUUACCAAACAGCUCCAGAAUUCCAUGGAGGAUAACGUCAAGCUAAACACCUACAGCAGUGCUAUGGCAGGGGGUGUUGCCACCCCACCCAUGCUGAUUGUUUUUCACAACAAAUACACGGUGUUGGACCCACUCUGGCACGUCAGACAUCUCGGUUGGAGUCCAGAUUCUGGCUAUCCCGAGAGCUUCUUGAAGAAGGCGCAGCUGCUGCACUGGAACGGCCCGUUCAAACCGUGGGGGUACCCUGCCGUUCACACGGAACGCUGGGAGAAAUGGUUCAUCCCAGAUCCUUCCGGGAGGUUCUCCCUGAUGAGGCCAGAGAGCAACAAUUAACAAGGACUGUAGGAUGUACCAUAUCUGAGCCAUAUAGGGGGAGGGGCUGGUGCUAAAUUACUUUAUUUGCAAGGAAUUGGAAAAAUCCGUGCGAAUAGUGAAAAUCCAAGAGUAAGUGACACCCAUUCUUAAUGUUUUGAAUUGCUUAUAGAGGCCACAAGAUGGCAGCAAAGUAUAUUUUUCUAUCAGACAAGGCUAUGGCCGGAUGAAAUGAUGCUCUUCCGCUCGCUUCAACAUUUGGCCUGAGUACAGCAAACAGCAAAUAUAUAAGGUGAGUUGUUUUUUUUUUUUUUUUUUGUUAACAAAUGUAUUUUCCAUCAUAGUAUGUGCAAUGAAUGGGUACUUGAUGAAUUUUCCUGUUUUUAUUGUGCUACCAUCAUGGAAUGCAAUACUGAUCAACUGUCUUAUCUCUGUGAGAUGAAGUGAACUCAUAAUAAGUAAAUAUUGACAAAAACUGA
Molecule: messenger RNA, 2117 nt
Organism: Syngnathoides biaculeatus (alligator pipefish)
Lineage: Eukaryota; Metazoa; Chordata; Actinopteri; Syngnathiformes; Syngnathidae
Gene: glt8d2
Product: glycosyltransferase 8 domain containing 2
Exons: 10
Coding region: 586-1659 (357 amino acids)
Cellular component (GO): Golgi apparatus
Molecular function (GO): glycosyltransferase activity
Source: RefSeq, a predicted model, not a curated record